GAGAGAAAAGAGGGAGGGAGGGAAGGAGUGGGGCGAGUUGUAGGGCGAUCGCAAGACAGGGAGAACGAACCCGGGAAGGACUUGACUGGGAGCAAUCGUGAAGGAAGGCACAAUGUCCCGCAAAGGAUGCCUCAGCGUCACAAAGUACUUCCUCUUCAUCUUCAACCUCUUCUUCUUUAUCCUUGGAAGUCUUCUCUUCAGCUUUGGCUUGUGGAUCCUUUUUGACCGAAAUAAUUUUGCUUCAGUUCUUGGGUCAUCAUAUUAUGCCCUGAAGGUCUGGUCCUAUAUUUUCUGUGGUGUUGGCAUCCUCACAAUGUUGAUAGGCUUCCUUGGAUGUCUUGGUUCUCUCAAGGAAAUCAAGUGUAUGCUCGGAUUUUAUUUCACCUUCCUGCUGCUGCUUUUUAUUGCUCAAAUCACCAUUGGAAUCUUGAUAUACACACAGCGCAAUAAGCUCAGAGAGACCGUCGGUGACUAUGUAUCUGGCAUAAUCAAUACCUACGGAACCAGCGACCCAUUGUCAGAUCACGAUGAGAGCUGGGAUUUUGUCCAAAAGCAGCUCCAGUGCUGUGGAUGGAAAUCCUACAAGGACUGGGAGAACAACAGUGUGGUUCGAAAUGCUUCGGAUCAGAGCUACCCCUGCUCCUGCCGCAAUGUGUCUCAGUUUGACCAGUUAGAGGCCAACAACACCGUCAGUGGGGAGCUAUCUGGUUUCUGCAGUGCUGAGGGAAAGUGGCCGGUCUACACAGAGGGCUGCAUGGACAGUGUCGAGAUGUGGCUUACCAAUAACAUCAUCACCAUUGUGGGGAUCUGCCUUGGGAUUGCACUCCUGGAGCUCUGCCUCAUGAUGCUGUCGAUGUUUCUGUGUAGGACAAUUGAUCCCGACUAUUACAAGCUCAGUCGCUAUUCCUAGGAGGUGAAUCAACACUGCCCAGAGUUGGAAAUCAUUCCUUCCAAUUCAACCAUACCACUUCAUGGGGUUAAACCAGGGUUUGCCUGGUGCCUUGGUGGGUGGGGCGGGCGGGGAUUCUUUGCCUGGUCUUUGUGCUAUUUUCUACCCUAAUUGGCAAGCAAAUCUAAACCUUCAGGAGUUGCUGUCACUGCUAGAAACAAAAAAGUGCUCUAUCUAGUCCAGAACAGUGUUUAGCUUCAUACAGCUAAAGGGAUUAUUUUGCCCUUAAAUCACUUUUCAGAGCCAUACAAAUGCGCUGUCUUUUGCCAUUGUGCAGCAAAUACCCAAAGUAAAUUGUCACAGCUGCAUUUUCAUACCUCCUGAAUGCUUAGAUCCUAAUGACCAAAACUGGAGACUGCAUAAAGAAAACUAUGUGACAGGCAGUAAUCCACCCACUCAUGAUUCAUGAUUUUGAUUGAUUUCCAAAGUUAACCUGGAAACCAAAUCUGUUUUCCAACUUUUUAAACGUAAGUUACCUGUUUAUUAAAGAUCCCAUAAACAUCUUUCUUUCUUUCUUGGAGUUAAGGCUAGAAAUCUUGCUCCUAUUGGCACCAAAACAUGACAUGAUUAUGUAAACUUGAAAAUUGGUUGUAUACAAAGCUAAUUCUGGAGGUGGAAUAAAAGAAUAGCGACAACCUGGCUAUCAUAAGCACAUUUUCUGAGCCAUGGUUUUUAGACUGCUUUUGGAGAUGUGCCUUGUUUCAGUAUGGCAUUAGGGGUGCCAAGGAAGUUUAUGUGACAGUUCUCAAUGUGUCUAGAUCAUAGAUACAGAAAGGUACUCUUUGUGGAUUACAGCUUCCAGAAUCUGCUAGAAUUAAAACGGGCUGAGAAUUUUGGGAGUUGCGGUCUCAAGUAUUUUUACAAGUUAUCGUCUGGAUCUGGGGCUUGUAUAUUCUGUGACAUACUUGUAAACCACUUAAGUGUUUGACUUGUAUUGCAAUCAAGAUGUGACUGGCAGGUGCUUUAUAUAAGAGGACUGGGUUCUCCCCCCCUCCCCCCCGGUGUUACAGCCCACAAAUUUUGCUCCAUCACUAACCUAAUGCUUUGAACUGCUAGCUUUUAUGCCAUCAGUUUGAACAUGCUCAUCUCAUGGUGACAGCAGCUUUAUGUACACAAGAAUUCCUAUGCUGGUGUCUUUCCAUCCUCUUCAGAUGCAAGACUGGAUAUGAUGCAUAAAAUUCUCUAGUAUCUGUGUAUGGGAGCAUUAACUGAUCUGUGUUUGCAUAGCAUACAUAUUGAUGCUGCUCCUCCAGGGGCUGGAUAAUGCUACACAAUUUCACCUACACAGCAUUUCAAAAAGCUACUCUUUCCCCAGUGGGAGUUCCCAGAAUCUAGCCAGUGCUGCCGUAUAAAAGUUGUAUUUCAUAGACAGGGUGACCAACUGUUCGUCUUUACUUUGUGUUCUGUCUCGCAUGUUUACUCCCAUACUGAGAAACUUACUUCUAACUUUUGCUGUAUGUUUGUAUUUAUGUAUAUAUUCCAACUGAAUGUUUGACACAGUACAAUUCUGUAGGAAAUAAUGUCAAGAUGAGGAUGUGGGUGGAAUGAGGUGCAUAUCAGCUUCACCUCUCCUCAACUUGCUGUCUUUUCUUCGUAAGUAUUAAGGGAAUUUUUGUAUCCUCCCAUUUUGUAAAUAAAGAUAUAGAUCCAUAA
Molecule: messenger RNA, 2602 nt
Organism: Pogona vitticeps (central bearded dragon)
Lineage: Eukaryota; Metazoa; Chordata; Lepidosauria; Squamata; Agamidae
Gene: CD37
Product: CD37 molecule
Cellular component (GO): plasma membrane
Source: RefSeq, a predicted model, not a curated record